ACGGCUUUUUUUUUUUUAUAAAUUUGAUGUAGCUCAACUACUGUCCUUUGUAUCAAAUUUAGCAGCAACAAUUUUCUUCUCCAUCACUCUUUCUUGAUUUCUUUCUUUUUGAGAUUCCCAUGGAUUGCAUUGGGUUAACCUCAGAAUCUCCAUAUGUUAUCAUGCUUAAAGCUGCUUUCUUGAUACCCAUUUCUCAUUAUUUAUUCGGAUUUCUGUUUCUACUCAUUGUAUUUCUCUACAAUUUUGUGGAAAUGUACUUCAUAAAAGAAUUAAUCAAUGGAUUUAGGGGACAAUCUGUCUCUUUGACCUUUAAUUCUUGCUCUAACCUGUAUCAAGAAGUUGUUUCCAAGUGUAAAAUUCUUCAUGGCAGGUUUUCUUCUACUCCCUGGCUUUGCAGUCCUCAUUUUCAGACUAUCUUUUUGCAGUUCUUUGAAAGAGUACCUGCUUGCAAUUAUCAAAGACAGAUAUUUAAAACAUCUGAUGGUGGGACAAUAGCUCUGGAUUGGCUACGGAAUGUGGAUGAUAAAAAACCAUCCAUCAAAGGUUUUGAUGGAGUUCAGAGUGAUGACAAAACUCCCAUCGUUGUGGUGAUUCCUGGUUUAACAAGCGAUUCUGGUUCUGCUUACGUCAAGCAUCUUGCUUUCAAGAUGGUUAAAUCUGGAUGGAAUGUUGUUGUGAGCAAUCAUCGGGGUCUUGGGGGAGUGGCAAUAACUUCUGAUCGCCUCUACAAUGCCGGAUGCACGGAGGACAUCCGCAAAGUCAUUGAUCAUCUCCACGCCCAAUACCCUCAAGCUCCUUUAUAUGCUGUUGGCACUAGCAUUGGUUCUAAUGUUCUGGUAAAAUAUCUUGGUGAGGAAGGAGUUAAUACUGCGCUUGUUGGGGCGGCUUCAAUCUGUUCUCCUUGGGACCUUUUGAUUGGUGAUAGGUUUAUUAAGCGCAGGCUUGUGCAGAGAUCCUAUGACCGAAUUUUAGGAAUUGGAUUAAAAGAUUACGCCGAGCUGCAUCGGAGUGUUUUGCCGAGUCUGACAGAUUGGGACAGCAUUUCUAAGAUAAGCUGUAUCAGAGAUUAUGACAAACAUGUUGUUUGUGUUCUUGGUAAUUUUGAGACUGUUGAUACCUAUUACAGGACAGUUAGCUGUAGCAGUUAUAUAAGAAAAGUGGGAGUUCCCCUUCUCUGCAUUAGUGCCUUGGAUGAUCCAGUCUGUACAAGGGAAACAAUUCCAUGGGAUGAAUGUCGGGCAAACAAAAAUGUCGUACUAGCUACUACACAACACGGGGGACACUUGGGAUAUCUUGAAGGGAUGACCGCAAAAAGCCUCUGGGGACCUGAUAUUAGAGAACUGAAUAAUGUGUGUGUCGUAAGCAUUCAGAUGUGGGUUAGGGCUGUUGAUGAAUUCCUUUGUGCUUUGAACUCCAGCUCAUUGAACCAUAGAGCAAAGAUACAAAACAAUAGAGUUCUGGAGAGUCCCCUGAACUCAUCCAAAGAGAAGGCGGUUUAGUGACUGCAGUUAGUAACGAGGCAUCAGGUGAAGUAGGCGUCGAAGAUGACAAGGCAGGAGAGAGUAUUAGUGUUGACAGUGGCAAGGUGCAACAAGAACCAAAUGCAUUGGAAACCAGUAUUAAAAUUUAAAACUCAACAAGAACCAACAAGUUUAAACUUUUAUUUUGUUCUUAAUAAAAAAGAUUUAGCUAAAUUGAUUGUGACAUGUGAAGUGCAAAAGAUUAAACUCAAUGUAGAAGUGUGAAAGACACAACUUGUCAUGUGAAGUGCAAAAGAUUGUUAUGUCAGUGUGUUUAAGAGACAAUUUUGCCAAAUAAAAGAAUCUAUAUGGUCACUAUUAUGUCCAA
Molecule: messenger RNA, 1848 nt
Organism: Solanum lycopersicum (tomato)
Lineage: Eukaryota; Viridiplantae; Streptophyta; Magnoliopsida; Solanales; Solanaceae
Source: RefSeq, a predicted model, not a curated record